AUGUCUGUUCUAACACUAUCAGUUUCAAUCCCUGGACUAAAGCCCCCUCACUGUGUGGAUCCAAAUGUAGAGAAUUGCAAGAAGGCAUCCACAAUACAACUAGCUGUAUUUUAUGGUGCCCUCUACACACUGGCUGUGGGUACAGGCGGGACAAAGCCGAACAUCUCGACCAUCGGAGCCGACCAAUUCGACGGUAAAGUUCACAAGUUCUCCUUCUUCAACUGGUGGACCCUGGGUUACGGGAUUCCCACCGUGGGCCUUGCAAUAUCAAUACUGAUCUUCUUGGCGGGCACGCCAUUUUAUCUGCACAAGGUGCCCGCUGGGAGUCCCUUCACAAGGAUGGCUAGGGUUAUAGUGGCUGCCGUAAGGAAGUGUAGGCUAUCCCUUCCUGCUGACCCUAAAGAACUCCAUGAGCUUGAUUGUGAAGAAUACACCAAGAAGGGAAAGUUUAGGAUCGACUCCACACCCACCUUAAGGUUCCUCAACAAAGCUUGUGUUAAAACAGGAUUAACCAAUCCAUGGAUUUUGUGUUCAGUAACUCAAGUCGAGGAAACCAAGCAAAUGUUGCGAAUGAUACCAAUCUGGGUGGCCACAUUUGUUCCAAGCACAAUGAUUGCUCAAAUUAAUACCCUUUUUGUCAAGCAAGGGACCCUUCUCAACCGAAACAUCGGUAGCUUCAAAAUUCCUCCGGCCAAUUUAUCUGCAUUUGUAACGAUCUCCAUGCUCGUCUGCAUCGUGUCAUACGACCGAGUCUCUGUCCCAAUCAUGAGGAAAUUGACCAAGAACCCUAGAGGCAUCACUCUCCUCCAAAGAAUGGGAGUUAGUAUUGUCCUCCACAUUACUAUCAUGACAAUUGCUUCAUUAACUGAGAUGCAUAGGCUUAAUGUGGCCAAGGACCAUGGUCUUGUUGAAAGUGGAAAGCCGGUACCUUUAUCAAUUUUCAUUCUACUUCCUCAAUUUGUGCUUAUGGGCACUGCAGACGCAUUUCUAGAGGUCGCGAAGAUUGAGUUUUUUUAUGAUCAUGCACCCGAGAACAUGAAGAGUCUCGAAACUUCUUAUGCCAUGACUAGUCUAGGAAUUGGGAGUUUUAUUAGCAGUUUUGUUCUUUCAACAGUUCCCGUGUCACCAAAAGGCAUGGCCACCAUGGAUGGAUUUUGA
Messenger RNA from Ilex paraguariensis (yerba mate), 1158 nucleotides. NCBI's taxonomy places the organism in Eukaryota, Viridiplantae, Streptophyta, Magnoliopsida, Aquifoliales, Aquifoliaceae. The record is from the annotation of a GenBank genome assembly.